Teleopsis dalmanni is the source of this 1523-nucleotide messenger RNA. Its product is annotated as augmin complex subunit dgt3-like. The record is from RefSeq and is a predicted model, not a curated record. Bases 90 to 1523 code for a protein of 477 amino acids. Lineage: Eukaryota; Metazoa; Arthropoda; Insecta; Diptera; Diopsidae. The transcript is spliced from 8 exons.
UAUGUUUUUUUUUAUAAAUUUAUCGCCCAGUAAAGUGUAUUCUUCACAGUUGAAACUAAUUCAAUGUUUUCUUCGUGAAUACAAUAAAUAUGUGUGAUUUAGUGAAUAAUUCAGAUAUUUUGAAAAAAUUAGGAUUUGACCAUUCCAAUCAGUGGAUUUUAUAUGAUGAUCGCUUUAAAAAGGAAAUAAUUGAAAAAGAUUUAAUUGAAUAUGAACUGCAAAACGCCAGUGAACGACAAGAACGUAUAAAACAACUAGAACAUGAAUAUCCUGGUUUGUGUGCAUCAGAUUCUGAAAUGGAAUCAUUAGUGAAUGAGGUAAUGGAAUUAGAACACGCUGAUAAAUCAUAUGCCAUAUUAAUAGAAGAAAUGCGAAUUAAUAAAGAUCAAAUUAAUACUAAUCUCAGCAAGAUCGAGGAAAGUUUAAAUAAAUUAAAAAAUUCAGAAAAGGAAAUGCUAGCUGUAUGUCAAAACAAAACAAAACAAUUAGAAGAAUUGCAACGUGCAAAUGUAAACUUAGUCAACGAAACUAAAAAGUAUUUUACACAAAUUCAAUCGCCACCCUUAUUUGUGCAUCAAUUACCUUUGGAGCAGUAUUUUCUAAAAUGUGAUUCUUUUAUGCAAUAUUUUAAUUUAUACAUGAAAGAGAAUUUUAAAAUUCAAGAAUAUAUUGAAUUCGAUAUUGAUGAUGAAGACUGUGAACUGGCUAAAAAAUUACAAGAAUUAGAAAAUUCUAUUGCACAUUAUACGCUUGCUUAUAUUAAGGAAAAGGCUAAAGCAAAAGCUACGCAAACUCUAAUCGAUCAUUUAGAUAUAUCCCAAGUGCAUAUAAUCAGUCUUGAUCAUAUGGAACGUGUUACACGUGAAUUCGAACAAUUAAAUACUCACAAUCUAAAAAAUGAAACUCUCUUAAAUGAUCUAGCCAUGCAUGUACAGCAGCACAGUCGACAACAAAUUGAAUUAAUACUAUACGAGAAUACAAAAAAUAAAUUGGAACGAGCAUCAAAACGUCUAGAAGAUAACAAACAAUUGGGCAAGAUUAUAUCGGACACAAUUCUAAAUGCUGAACUUAUAUGGAUUGCUAUACAAUUGGACAUGGAGAAAAAGCGUAACCGAUUUGAUAAUACGGAAAAAUUAAAUACGGAUGCAAUGUUAUGUUCGGAACGUAUAAAAUGUAUGCGUAAUUCACAAUUAACUUUAACGUCUAAUGCUGCAAAUCUUAAUAUCUUGGUAAAGAAAGGCGUUGACUUACUGUCAAAACAUUUGGGUCAAAGAAUGCGUUAUGAGCAAAAACCUUUUCUUUAUGAGUAUGAAAAAUUUUGCCGUUUAUUUAAAAAAGAUACAUUAUGGCAUAACAGUCAAAUGUUAUGGAUUUGGUUUUUAAGAAAUCCCACGCGAGUUAUUGCAGCAAUCGAUGAAGUUAAAAAGGCAACUAAUAAGGAACGCUCAAUACCUGGCGUUAACAUAAGAGGCAUAAAUCAUUUGACUGGUAUUAAGACAUUAGCAGGACUCAAACGAAAAUAA